AGGAUAUCUGGUAAUGAGCGUUAAAAUCUAACAUACUGAGCUAGCUGUCUCUGCUUCUCUACAUCUGUAUCAUGCUAAAGAUCACCAGAAGACUGAAAUCCACAUUGCAUGGAAGGUCCUUUGAUGCAGUAGUAGUGGGAGGAGGUCACAAUGGCCUGGUUGCUGCUGCCUACCUUGCAAAGGCAGGGAAACAAGUGGUUGUUGUGGAGCGGAGGCAUCUGUUGGGAGGAGCUGCAGUUACCGAGGAGAUAGUACCAGGAUUCAAGUUCUCCAGAGCAUCCUAUCUUGUCAGCUUGUUACGACCACAGAUUGUCAAAGAUCUCGAGCUAAAGAAACAUGGUCUAAAGGUUUACCUCCGUAAUCCUAACUCCUUCACCCCUCUGCGUGGAACAGACCAGAGCUUGUUGCUUGGUAAUGAUAUGAGGGAAAAUGAGAAACAGAUUGCACAGUUCUCUGUCAGAGACGCCGAGGCAUAUUCACGAUAUGAACAGUGGAUGAAUGAAAUAGCUGAGGCUGUUGAUCCCCUACUGGACACUGCGCCUGUUAACAUCGACAGACUUCGCAAUGGCACCACUCAGGAGAUUUUCUUCGAGAUCAAGAACAUCACAGCUCUGUUGAAGAUGGGAGGCUACCUUGGUAGAGAGUUGCCAGCUUUCUACGAGUUGAUAACUGCUCCGGCUUCAAAGAUUUUGGACAAGUGGUUCGAAUCAGAGCCCCUGAAAGCAACGCUGGCCACUGAUGCUGUAAUAGGAGCCAUGCUGAGUCCAAGGCUCCCUGGAAGUGGAUAUGUCCUGCUGCAUCAUGUGAUGGGGGAGCUGGAGGGGGUUAAGAAUGCCUGGGGCUACGCUGAGGGUGGGAAUGGUGCCGUCUCAAUGGCAAUAGCUAGGGCAGCAGAGGAACAUGGAGCAACGUUGGUUACUGACUCUCCUGUAUCCCAAAUCCUUGUUAAUGACAAGAGCACAGCCACGGGUGUAGUGCUUGAAGAUGGCUCAGAGAUCAGAGCAAAAGUUGUUCUAUCAAAUGCCACUCCUCAAGUCACUUUCCUCGACCUCUUACCAGAGGGUACUCUGCCGGCAGAUUUCAGGACACAAGUGGCUGGAAUAGACUAUACAAGUCCUGUCACCAAAAUCAACAUUGCUCUGAGUGGACUGCCUGACUUCUCUAGCCUGCCCAACACUCGCGACGGCCUCCCCUGCCCCCACCACCAGUGCACCAUACACCUCAACACAGAGCACACUGACUGCAUUCACUCUGCUUACCUUGACGCUCAGCAGGGAAGAUGGUCAUCCAGACCUUUGUUGGAGUUGUGCCUACCCUCCUCAUUGGACCCCACCCUGGCCCCCCCGGGUUGUCAUGUCAUGUCAAUAUUCUCUCAGUACACACCCUACAAAUUGGCCGAUGGAGACUGGACAGAGGAGAAGAAGGAACAGUACGCCAAUGUGGUGUUUGACAGUAUUGAAGACUAUGCUCCUGGCUUCAAGAAACUAGUCAUUGACAAAGACAUCCUCACUCCGCCUGAUCUUGAGAGAAUAUUUGGCCUAACUGGAGGCAAUAUUUUCCACGGUGCAAUGUCAGUUGAUCAGUUGUACCUCGCUAGACCCACCCACCGUAACCCUAGUUACGCCAGCGGAGCAGUGAAAGGCCUCUACCUGUGUGGCAGUGGAGCACAUCCAGGAGGAGGGGUCAUGGGGUCACCUGGACGACUAGCAGCUAUGGCCGCACUGGAAGAAUUGUGAAACAAGCCAGAACCACUAUCAACUUUCUGAUCAUAGUUCUGUCUUGUACAUUGUUGCACAGACAUAAUAUACUUUGUUUUGCGUUCACCUCUAAUUAUUUUGUCAGGAAGUGAUGAUAAUAAAUUAUAGGCUGUAUAAUAAUUAUAUGUUUUACGAUCAAUU
This is a messenger RNA of Halichondria panicea, 1898 nucleotides long. Its product is annotated as pyridine nucleotide-disulfide oxidoreductase domain-containing protein 2-like. The transcript has 14 exons. Gene Ontology annotation, molecular function: oxidoreductase activity. The record is from RefSeq and is a predicted model, not a curated record. Bases 72 to 1736 code for a protein of 554 amino acids. NCBI's taxonomy places the organism in Eukaryota, Metazoa, Porifera, Demospongiae, Suberitida, Halichondriidae.